Schistocerca nitens (vagrant locust) is the source of this 4147-nucleotide messenger RNA. RefSeq lists its product as uncharacterized. The transcript is spliced from 3 exons. Gene Ontology annotation, molecular function: catalytic activity. The coding region runs from base 1078 to 3690 and encodes 870 amino acids. The record is from RefSeq and is a predicted model, not a curated record. Lineage: Eukaryota; Metazoa; Arthropoda; Insecta; Orthoptera; Acrididae.
GGCUUUACAGCUGUACUGAAAUCGUAAGCAACAAAUCAUUGAUAUAAGAAAGCUUCAUCGUAAUUUGAUGGAACUGUAGUUACUAAUUAUUAAGGAAGAAGCCAUGUCAUCAAACUUAGAUGUCUCUAAACUUUCGAGCAUUAACGUAAUCUCGCCUGAUAAAAAUCUUCCAAGAAGGAAGUCAUCAAUUUUUAAUCGGAGGAGCACGCUUAUGGGUGAUGAAAACAUGCAAUGUGAUGGUUCAUCAAGCGAAAUGAUUGAUAGAUAUAAAAGUGAAUCAUAUUUUAAUGUAGAGACGUACCUCGCUUGUCUGAAAAAAGAAGUGUCGGACUGGAAAACUGUGUAUGAGGAAAGAAAGAAAGCCAGAACACUGGCAAGAAAACGGCAAUGCUUGAAGACUGUUGUAACAAGUGAGGAAGUAUAUGUCAUUUUCAACGAAGAGGAUAAACAGUUUGUCCGUGGUCGUCCAAAUUAUAACAGGAUGGGAAGAGAUGCGAUUGUAGCGAUGGAAAAAUUCUCCAUUGCAUUACAAACGGCGAUUUGUGUCGAAAAGUCUUCACAGUUGGUUAUAAAUUAUGUACAGAAAACUGAAACAGACUUGCGUAAGAAGAUAAUUGAACUGUCUGUUUUGGAAUGAUUUUCUGAAGUAAAGAAAAUGUGAAAGUGUUACAUCUCUGUGCAUUGUUAUUUAUUUUCUGACCGUAUUGUGCGUUAAAGAAUUCUCUUGCUUGGUGUAUAGUAUGAAAUAACGUUUUAACUUCUUAUAGUAAAAUUCAGGAGUUCGGCUCACUGCAUUACUCGUAAAAGGUUGAAUGUUCUGACGAACAUGAAAUUUGUGUAAUCGAUUUAUGUACACCUUGCUCUACACAUUACUGUAUCAAACAGCAUACAGUUUGGUCUCUUUUUCACCCAAUACAUUCUGCAAAAGUAAGCCACAGCGCCAGCUCAAACAGCAACAUCACGUCCAGAAGAUGAGACGGUGCCAGAACCAGCCUCAGAACAUACAGCAAAGACUGAAAUUAUCGUCAAGAAAACUGUACCUACUCAUCAUCCAGAUGCUGACACACAGGGAAACUGAUGAAGGGGGCCAGUUCUAUCCGAAUUUGGCCCAAUACAACGAAUCCAGAACAAGCAGUCAACACUCAGGUGGACGUUCCGUUACUUUAUAGUCAAAUUAGUUUUAAAGAUCCUCUACCUAAUAAUAUAUGCAGUAGUAAUUUCGUUAUGCACUUGAACAUAAGAGGUCUGUCUGAAGGAAUGAUCAGGAAGCUUUAUGAUAUAGAAAUUUUGCUAGAAAGUGUGAAACAAUCUGUUAAAGUAAUAUGCCUUAAUGAACAUUGGCUAAAAUCUGAAAAUAUCAGUCUCCUAAAUAAACUUACAGGUUAUAAACUGGCUACCAGCUUUUGUAGGACCAAUGGGUAUGGAGGCUCUUGCAUAUUAGUUCAUUCCACGGUAGACUAUGAUAUCAGACAGAAUUUUAGCCAUCUGAAUGAAGAAGGCACAUUUGAAAGUUGUUGUAUAGAACUUAAAGACUAUAACACACUAAUUAUCAGCAUAUAUCGCACCCCUGGGUACCAUAUAAGCUCUGUAUUUUUAGAUAAGUUUGAUACAUUGCUACAUAAAUUAAAAUGUGAGAAACUGUACAAGAAAGUGGUUAUAUGUGCUGACUUCAACAUAGAUGUAAGGACUAAUGACAAAUUUUCUUCACACUUAAAGAACCUGGUAGCCACAAAUGGGCUAAAUCUCAAUUUCGAUCAGUAUACAAGAAUUACAGCAAGCUCUGCAACAUGUAUUGACAAUAUUGUAAGUAGUUAUAAUUAUUAUGUAAAAGAAAAGUUUCUUCUAGAUUUAGGAGUAUCAGACCAUAAAGCACUAUUUGUAUCACUACCAAAGCAAAAUUCAGUCUGCACAACAAAAAGAUGUAGGAAUUUCAGUCAAGAAAAUGUGGAAGUAUUUUGCAAAAAACUAAGCCAAACCAAGUGGACAGUCAGCAAACACACUUCCACAAGUGACAAUUACAAUAACUUUUUAACUGAAUUCUUGGGUAUAUUCAAUGAAUGCUUCCCUUUUGUAACAGUGAAGACCAGGUCCCAAAAAAGUAGAUCCUGGGUAACAAAAGAAAUUAGAGUGUCUAGUGCUACUAAGAGGAAACUGCAUAUGGAGGCAAAAGUAAAUCGAAGCCCUCAAUUUCUUAAGUAUGUAAGCACAUACAAAAAAACAUUUGACAAAAUAGUUAAACUAGCAAAACGUACUGCAAAUAACGACUUCAUUUCAAAUGCAAAAAACAAAUCAAAAGCUGUUUGGUCUGUUAUAAGAAGUGAAGUCGGCAGUGAGGCAGAGAGAAAAUGCCCUUCUAAAAUAGUGAUAAAUGGUAGAGCUGUUACAGAACCCAGUGCCAUUUGUGAAUCAUUCAAUGACUUUUUCAUAAACUGUAACAAAUUUGGUGACUGUUCACCAACAAAUACAAAGCCCAAUAUGACAGAUAGCAAUUGCACAUGUUUUAAGUUUUCUCAUGUUUCCAUCUCAGAUGUAAUCAAAAUCAUAAUGUCCCUAAAAAAUUCAAAAUCUGCGGGGUGGGAUGAGGUCCCCAUUGAAAUAAUAAAAAUAGUCCGUCACAGUAUUGCAUAUCCACUCUCUUUCAUAAUCAACCAAUCAUUUGAUGAGGGAUGUUUCCCAGAUCGAUUAAAAUAUGCAGAAGUUCGGCCCAUACAUAAAAAAGGUAAACAAGAUGAAUUGGGCAACUAUAGGCCAAUCUCACUGUUACCAAUUUUCUCAAAAAUAUUUGAAAGAGCUGCAUGUGAUCAGAUUGAAAAUCACAAUUCAUCUAACAGCAUUAUCUUAGGCAAUCAAUAUGGUUUCAGAAAAGGCCGCAGCACAAUCCAUGCAAUAAAUGAAUUAGUCACAAAAGUCAGCAGAUGUCUUGAUGAUAGAAUGUGUGUGUCAGGCAUCUUUUGUGACCUGUCCAAAGCCUUCGACACAGUAAAUCAUGACCUGCUUCUCCAAAAAUUGGCACGCUAUGGUUUUCAAGGCAAAUCUCUUAGCUGGAUGUCAUCAUACUUGGCAAACAGAAAACAAAGAGUACUUAUUAACAUCAACGGCAAGAAAUUUCUCUCUGGCUGGAAAAUCACUCAAUUAGGUGUUCCACAAGGCUCAAUAUUAGGGCCACUGCUUUUUCUAUAUUAUAUUAAUGAUAUGCCAUGUCAGGUCCAGUCUGAUACUAUCCUCUAUGCAGAUGACUCAACAGCUGUAGUCUGUUGUAAAAAUGAGGUAGACCUAAUUCGUCAUAUUGAACAAACACUUGGGGAAGUAGAGGCAUGGGUCAAAAACAAUAACUUGACAUUAAAUUUUACAAAAACAGAAAUUGUUCAUUUUACCACAAAACAAUCUGCACAGUCUAUAAGUGAAAUAAGGUAUAUGGACAAAAAAUUAGAGACUGCAGACUGUGUCAAAUUCCUUGGCAUGUUAGUCAAUAAAAACCUGUUAUGGAGUCACCAUGUGGACAACAUACUGGGUCGACUGAAUAGCCUUGUAUAUAUUAUGAAUAUCUUGUAUAGUAUUACUGAUUUAGCUGUAAGAAAAACCGUAUAUAAUGCAUAUUUUGUUUCAGUCAUUAGGUAUAGUAUAAUUUUCUGGGGGUCUGAAAAAACAAAUUUACUUAGAGCUUUUAGACUACAAAAAAGAAUCAUCUGAGCAAUGGUGGGAGCAAAACCAAAGCAACACUGCAAACCUUUAUUUGUAAAACUGGAUCUAAUGAGCAUUCCAAGCAUAUACAUCUAUGAAACUCUCACUUUCACGAAAAGAAACCCACAACUUUUUGAGGGCAACUUCUUCUUGCAUCAAUAUGAUACUAGACAUAGAAUGAGCUACAUGUUACCUACCCACCGUUUAAAAUCAUAUGAAAAAACCCCAUACUAUAUGGGCAUGAAAUUUGUAAAUAAAAUAUGGAAAGAUAUGGAUGACCCAAAUGUAAAAGGUACCAAAAGAGACCUGGAAAAAUAUCUGAAAGAUAAAUGUUACUAUAGUGUAGAAGAUUUCAUGAAUGAUAACAAUGCAUUAUAAUUGUAAUUAAAAUACCUCUUUGAAGAUGUUACACCAUGUAUAUUAUUAGUUUAUUGUCUAUUUUUAGUAUUGUUAUAUAUAGUGUAAA